Molecule: messenger RNA, 9400 nt
Organism: Pecten maximus
Lineage: Eukaryota; Metazoa; Mollusca; Bivalvia; Pectinida; Pectinidae
Product: spatacsin-like
Exons: 42
Coding region: 40-7446 (2468 amino acids)
Biological process (GO): chemical synaptic transmission; synaptic vesicle transport; axo-dendritic transport
Cellular component (GO): synapse; axon; dendrite
Source: RefSeq, a predicted model, not a curated record
GCGACGAUAAGAAAUCCGCUGUGAGGAAAAUAUCAAAAUAUGGAAAACGACCGUUCUCAAAACUUGCGGUGUUACAUAUACAAAUUCCACAAACAGUUAGAUUUGUCAGAUAUACAGCAAGUAUGUGCACAUCUCAGAUAUCGUUUCCUGGCCCUCCGUUUCAAUAAUGGAACAUUGAAAUUUUUAAAAAUUUCACAUUCGAAAAAGAAGGAUCAAGAGGCACCAAAUCUUCACAAUAUUAAAGCAUUCCAAUGGAUAUAUGAUGGGAAAGCAUCAGCUAUUAAAGAUCAGGGAGUGGCAAAAUUUGCUGCACUUUCUGAAAAUGGAGAAAUACUGUCUGGUAGACUGGAUGAGGAAGGAUUAUCCACAGAUGUACGACAGACGCUAUCCGAUGUCAUCAAAGAAAAGGGUGUUUCUCCUGAAGAUGAUGUACAGCUGAUAGCAGGAGAUGGAGAGCAUGUCGUAUUAGCCACUCCGUCCCACCUGAUAUGUCUCCAGUUGAAGAACAGAAACAGUUUCCUGGCCAUCAGUACUAUUCCUCUACCACCCUCUCAUAGCGACGUACAAUGUCUACAAGUCCUCAACAGUAUCGCUGCUGUAUUUAAUAGAGACAAAAACACACUCAACUUUUAUGAAGUCAUAACUGGAAAUUUAUUUUGCCAAGUAGAUCUUCAUAGGACAAAUCUGGAGCCAGAUCGUCUGAUGAAAUGGCGUGUGUCACAUGACCUGCAGACUUUGAUGUUAGUUGAGAACACGUUGUCCCUGACUGUAGUUGACUUAGAACGGUAUGCACAAGAAAACCCCACCUGCGUGGAGACCAAUUCUUUGACAGACUCUGCUGGGGGAACCAAUGUCUGUCUUACAUGUGAUAUCGGCGAUGUCGUGUGGAGGGAGAAAUUAUUGACACUUCAUAGCCAGCAUAGUGAAAUAAGGAGUACUCCCUGGUACCAAGCUAGGCACAGUGUAAAAGUAGGGAAGCAGACUGUCACCAAAACACGCUGGAAAGUUUCUGGAUUUCUCAGGAAGUCAAAUGCGCAAGAAAAGAAGACAAAUUCAUUUCUGAUAGGAAAAGUAUUUUUGCCGCCUUCUCUACAGAAACUUACCAUUACUGACACAACCCUCGGUAAAUCUGUCGUUUCUCUGGUAUUCCACUCUGACAAAGGAAAGUUCCUGUGUGUGUGUGACACAAAGACUUCCACAGUGACAACAGAAAGCCUGUGUACCCAGAGUCAAGCGAUUCUGUCCAAGGACCCAAACUUCCCUCACUUUAUCGCUUCACCCACCCACCUGAUGUGUGUCAUCAUGGACCAGACAGUCGGACAGGAAGAUUUUGUUACCAAGAUGAUGGUGUAUGCAGGUGCAAGUGUAGCGGACACUCUUUGCCAUAUUAAUAAGUGGGGGCGCUGCUCGAUUCCUUUACAUACUUUGGAGAUCGGACUGAAGCAGAGGCAACUGGACACUGUCGUCUUUUUCCUCAAAAGCAAAGAAAACUUUUUUUCCAGGUCCAAACUAUCCUCACCAACCUCUCCAGGAGUGACCUCCCCUACUUGGUCUUUGACCUCUAAUCACCAUGACAACCUGAUGCAGCUGGAGCCAGCUCUGCAGUUGUUGAUAGAGACAGUAAAACUACACCUCUCAGACAAGGGAUCAGAGAGAUUCUCCAAAAAACUGGCAGAAAUCUUGCUUGAUUUUCUGUAUGAAUUGCUCCAUGAUGGUCUGAACUUACUGGAUGUGGUGAAAGAGUCCUACAGUCAUGAAGGGGAAGUUCAGAGUUUGAAUGUGGCUAUAGAGAAAUUACUCGACCUUAUUGGAGAGGUCAGAGGAUGUAUAGGCCAUCAGAUUCAAAAGACUUCAGAUUUGAGUGGAAAAACUGGGACUGCAGAAUGUGUGUCUGAUGUUGGUAUACCAACUAGUGAAUGGGCGGCUUUGUCAGAAGAGGCUGUGAUAGAAAGUGGAGUGACAGGAAAUCGUAUUCCCGCUCUACAGACCUUCCUGUACAGACAGGGACACCGUGCAGAUCUUACUUGUAUAAUCAGAGCCAGCUUAAACAGGGUCGUCCAGUACCUGUCAAACCAACAGAUAAAACCAGCUCUCCUCAUCCUGGCUAAUCUGGGCCUCAACAUUGACAGUACACUAUGGGAGAUCAUGCUGUUGUCCGUGAGAAAAUCUACACGAGAUUUCAUCAUCAAGGAGCUACGAUCCCGAACACAUCUAACAAAAGAACAGGAUGACCUUGUAACCUUCUGUGAGACCCUGUGUAAACACUACCCAUGUCAGUCCUACAAGGCUGCCAUGGCCGGUCUCCAACAACAGGACAGAACUGAAAUGCCACCUGUGUUACGGAAUCCUGGCAUCCAUCUAGCUGACAAGAGAUACAACUUGUCUGAAGAGUGUGGUGAGAUUGACACUAUACAUCACAGUGAUAUUGACCAAUCAGAUUAUUCCACGGAGAAAUUAGAGAUUCAGUCAGGUCACUACUCCCAUGUGCUGCUGGAUUGGCUACAAUGGUGGACCACUGAUACUCAACAACUGGUUCUACUGGACACUAGGAUAGGAGACAAAGUGUGGAGAGACAAACUGAGAUGUCGCCUGGACUUGGUGGUGGAUUAUCUGGCACGACACAACAAACUCGACAUACUGAAGAACCUUGUUGAUGAAGCUACAAAGUCUGGUGACCAUACCAUCAUCCAGGAAAUCCAUUGUCAGGCCAGCAAGAUGACCGCCUUCACAUUCCUUCAGAUCUCUCACUAUUGUGUCCAACACAAGUUAUACCUGGACCAGUCCGACUUCCCUUCCUUACUGAAGCAGAUGAGAUAUGUUGGAGGUCCACUUUUGGUGCCACACCCACUGGCUUCCUACCCCGCCCACAUCCAGGAACGGUUCCAUCAGGACUUCACCCAGUACUGCGUCCAAAACAACCUUCCCAGUCUCCUCUGGCAAUACUGCUUCCUUCACAGGGUGCAGCCUGAUGUCCUGUCUAGAGUGGCCCAGAUCUCGAGCGACAUACAAUGGCUGGACUUCUUUGUCCACAUGUACUCUGUAGCCAACAACCCUCACAGUACGAUCAGUUUGUGUGAAGCUAGUGUUGCCAAUGCUGCACUCGCCUGGUCACUGGAUGGUGCUGUUAUCCCCGCUCUGAUUGGUCAGGGAGAAGUCCUCACAGCCCUGGCAACACUUGUGUACUCCCCACGUUCAAUACAACAGAUAAGUCCUGGUUCAGACAUGGCCUCAAUGUUCGGCGGACUAAGUAUGGAGACCCUGGAACAAGCCUUACAGCCAUACCCGAAACUCCAUGUAGCGCUGUUCCCAACCUCUACUAUAGACAAACCUCAGAAUGACGUCACUAUUUACCAGCUACUCAAAGACAAUGCUCCAUUUAGUCCGAGCCGACUUUUUGGCUGGCAGACCAUGCAUCGUACAACAGGGGAAGAUUCCAUGAGACAACUUCCCCACUUCUCGAUGCCCGAGCUGGUGAACCGUUACGCCUACACAGAAAGGAUUAGAUACACUUACUACCUACGACAAGGCAGACCCUCUUUUGCCUUUGCAUCCUUCCUGGCCGAACAGCUCGACUCGGACCCUACAACACUGUCAAACAAAAGCAUCCUUGCAGCCUGUGGCACAGCACUUUGGAUUGGAAUUAAAAACUUUCACAACCCCCAGAUUUCCUGUGCGUGUGUCGUAUUCACUGAGAUGCUUGGACAGAACAGCCUCCUUAUACGAACAUAUCUACAGGUCGGGCAGGAGAUACUGUUACAUCUCAACAGUUGUUUAACAGGUAACAUCGACCGCCGUAAGGAACAGGUGCGCCACAACGAGGCUGAAAUAGCGUCCUGGCUGUGUGGAUGUGUGAUUCAUCAGAGGAAACAGGCGACUUUCCUAUUAGGCAAGCUAGAGGAGGCCAUCAGUGCAAGUCUGGACAAGGACACCAUUCCUAGCACAAGUUUUGAGGCUGGUCAGAAAUGGACAAUAGCUGUGCUGUUUUGUCAGAUUUUACAUCUACAGCUGACCACCAGGUUCCUGGAGCAGUGCUGCCAGGCAGAUAAAUGGCUCCCUUUCCUCUGGUUCGCUCAGACUCAUCAGUAUCCUAAAGAGCAGCUACAGAGCCUACUGUAUAAAUUCAGAAGUGUGCACCUCCAGCAACAUCUACAUUAUGUGAUAGAAAAUGCUGAAACUAGGGCUAGUGACCUUGGACAAGUGCAGUCAGAUGGUCAAGGUCAGGCAAAGGGCAAGGACGUGCGCUCUUCGCUCUAUGUUAGAAUUGGACUGAAGAAAGACGCAGAUUCCGUGGAACUGAGUAGUGAUGAAGAGGAACAGCUGACAUCUGUAUCACCAGCAGACGACAAUGAUAGUGGCGUGUUGAUGGUGGAUGUUGACUCGGCCCCUGACGACGUGUUUCGUGUUGUCUUCGUUACGCAGUCAUCUAAAUGUCAGUGGAAAUCACUGCUGCAGUACUCCAUCGUUCUUCGUAAUCCACUCUUCUCUGAACUGGCCGCAUGUAUUCCGGAGGCCUCUGGGUUACCCUGUCUGUGUGGCUGGCUUGUGGCCAUGUUAGAUGUCAAAGAACACGAGAAAUUCUUGAAAAAUUAUGGAAAAUUUGCAGGAAAGUGGAACAUGCGUCAUCUUGGCAACAUAAUUGACAUCUAUCUGCAGAACAAUUGGGUGUCUACCCUGGCUAAUGGCUUCCAUAUCUUCCAACCGGACAGUCCCAUCAUUCCAUUCUUCAAGUUCUCGGCAGAGUUUUCAGAGAGGAGAAAUUUGAGCCAGUGUAAACUAUUAUUGGGAGAUUUUAAGGAGUCUUUCCAUAUGUACUGCCAUGAAAUCACUGCCGAUGAGCGGGCUGCCAUUUUUGGAGACACGGACUGGUUCCAGCAGGUGAUAUUCAGGGUGCUCCAGCAUCACUUCACACACACACAGAGUCUGUACGAUGUUCUACAGCUUCUCAGACUCCUCGACAGCGAGAGCAUCGUCCUUGUUUUUAAGUUUGAGGUACCUGACUUUGCUAGACUGGUACGGAUGCUGCAGAUGGUCGUGAAUGUACCUAUCCCAGAUGUACGAUUCUCGGGACUGGUGUCUUCUGAGAAGUCCGAGGUGGAUGGAGAGUGUCGUCGGAUAGUGGACGUGAUGGUGGCAAAACAGAUGUUCCAUCAGGCGAGGGAGUUUGCCCGUGAAGCGGGGCUAUCACAUGACCACAUCACUAUGGCUGAGGUGAAAGAUGAGAAGUCCAAGCUGGAGUUAACCCCCCUUUGGCAUUCUACCAUCGUUCGUCAGAGAUUCUGGAAGCAGUGCGCCAGUUCUUUUCUAAAAUACAAACUGUCUGUCGAACAAGCAACAGACUUCUUCCAGACUGAGGCGAGGUCAGUGGAGAGCUACCAAGAGAAAGCUUACCUUUACCAGUUGUGUGUCCAGCACAUGGAAACUCUGGCCAGGGCCGACACCCUUCAACUCAUCGACCAGACGUACCACACUUUAAGCAUAUACAGAAUCAGGGCCAAGAUGGAGCAGAUGCAGCAUGGAGAUAGCAGUGAUGAUUUCAUGGAGGAUAUAUUUGAAGAUGACGGCAGUCACUUGCCAUUUGAUACCCAUGACCGCAAGAAGGAACUACUCAACUACGGCAAAAUGCCUCGUGAAGAUGAAGUGUCUAAAGAGUUGACAGAGGAGGAAACGAAGGCCUUGGACCUGCUCAUACAGGAACUACUGGACAAUGGUCAGGUGAUAGAGAGCUGUAGACUGGCCACAGAAUUCCAUUUCUAUUCCCGAGACCUCGUCAUUAUCCUGACAUGUAUUCGACUGGCCUUAGGGACGGUCACUGUCGGGGAAUCCAUGGACAUGAUGAUGGUCAGCCUGUUAGCUGAGUCUACUGGACAUCGCAGAUUGUCCGUUGCAGCCACUCAGAACAUCGGCCGGAUGACUAAGAAGUCGUCUAUGGUCAGUCUUGCAUCUGUGGCGUCCAGCACAUGGGAUUUCCUGCCUGCUGGUCAGGAGAAAACUGUUGUUUCUAUGGAAGCCCUACUCCACAACUGUCACCAUGGAAACCAGUGCUGUAAACAGGUCCUCAACUGUUACAUCAUAGCAACGGUCCUUGAUAAAGGCUAUGAGGACGUGGUUUUAGACAAGGAAUUUUCCGUCCUCAAGGAGCUCCUCAAAACAAGUCUCCCCCAGAGGUUCUGGCUGGCGUCCGAGUUCCUCAGUAGCAGUUCUCUCACAAACUCUGAAGUCGCUGGGUUUCUCUGUGACUCUAUUGUUUACGCAUACAAGUACUCGUACGGUAGUGAGGAACUAUCUCAGACAGACCCCGCCCACCCUCAAGGGGAGAGAGACCUACUGUUUGACCCCGCGGAGGACAGAGGAGUAGCCGGACAGUUCGUGACCCUUUGUCCGGACUCCUCCAUUCUCGGAGAUAGACUGCUGGAGGUUGUAACCAGUAUGUCGGAAGAACAACAUAUUUCGGCUUCAUUGCUGUCUGUCCAGACUGAACUUCUCAUCCUGUCCCAUACCUGUCAUACCAACGCCUGUAAUAUGGAGGGAAUCUCCCACGUACUGAGAUCGGCCCGCACCAUCACCGUCAGUCUGGCCAACACACACAACUUCUCUCUCAUGGUACGACUGCUAACAGGGGUUGGCCGAUUCAGUGAGAUGACCUACAUAUUUGACAGCCUCAAGAUAAAUGAGCACUUUGAGCUUCUGCUGAAAAAAGGAAUAGAAAAGGAAAACAGUUUAAAGAUUGCCCUACUGGACUACCUCAAGCGUUACCAUCCGUCAGACAUCGACACUUACGACAUGGUGGCUCACAAUUUCCUGAUGCACCGAGAGAUCGCUCAGAUGCUCGAGUCUCGAGCUCGUAGAGGUCUCAACAAGUACAAAGACAAGACAUUGGAAAACACUACUGAAAUAAAAACAGACCUUCAGAACAUUGUACAAGAUUUCACCGAGGCUGCAGAGAGCUACUACAAAGAGAGUUGUCUACGCCAUGCCCAAACCUGUCUACGUCAUGCACGACUGGUUGCUCUCCAACUCCAGCAUCUCGCCCCGGUUCUCUCAGUUCUCCAUCUCUCACCAGGUGGAGCUGAUAAACUCAUAGCCUCACACCCAAAGUUUCUUGAGGCUUUGAUUGUGAGUGAAACUUACGGCAAGAAGGGAAGUUGGCCAAAUGCUCUGUGUCACAAUGUGCUGAAAGGUGGUGACUUCCGCUAUCUACAAGACUUCAAGUCCCACAUCAAACUUACUACAGCCCUGGCAUCCGAGACCAUAGAAAAAUUUCAACAGGAACAAAAUCCGUCUGCUCAGUCACUAAACAAUCUAAAGAAAUUUCUGGAGACUCACUGUAGGGACGUCAAGUUGAAGUACAAGGUUGCACAGGAAUUCGGCUUCAGAGAUCUCCUGACCACCAUGGAGAAGGGAGACAACAGCAGUUAUAUUCAGGAUCUGGUGUACUUGGCCACAUAAACUUGGUGUUCAUUGCCACGUAAACUUGUUGUGAUCAGGAACAUGGCCACAUAAACUUUGUUUGAACUCAAUUCUGUGUACAUUGCAACAUAAACUUGCUGCCGUGACUAGGAAUCAUGGAUUUAAGACUGAAAGGAAAAAUCUAACUUGAAAGAGUAUUGUUCACAUAAAGAUGUAUAUAUCACCAAAACUUUAGUGGGAAGUGAAACUUCUGUAGUAAAACAUGUACGAGUGCUUGGUUUACAGUGUAUAUAUAGGUAUAUUAUACAGUAGAACUGACCAAGUGGGAUGGACAAUUUCUGAGUCCACUAUACUAUAGUUGUUACUGUGGCUGGCUUUUUGAGGAAUAUAAACCGAUUAACAGUCCAUAGUUAUGACAUCAAACUAACUUUCUAUUAAUGUUGCCAUCUGUCUUUCAUAUCUGGCUUUUGAGUGCAAUACAAUUUGAUGACCAGUAAGUGUAUUUAUUUAACAAUUAAACUCUUGUUACAUUGUAUUUAUUGUCAAUAUGAAUGCAAUAUGGGUGACAGAUAGAUAGAAUGACGCCCGUUUAUUUUCACUAAUUUUUUGUUUGUUUGCUCAUUUGAAAGAAUGUCAUCGUUAAAUCAAAUUCCUUUCUGAGUUUGAUUUGCAACCAAUCCGACUAACAGUACAAAGUCUUGCAUUGAAGAUGAUCAACAUAGCUCAAAAAUGACAUCAUAGUAAUGCAAUUGUUUGCAAUCAUAAUCUUUUCUGCGUUUGAUUCAUUUGAAAUGCAGAGCGAAGCAUUUCUAUGACAUUGAUCAAAAUGAAUGUAAUAAUCACGUCCUGUGAACUGGACUGCAUCUAUCCGCACAUGGAUGCAACCCAGAUUAACAUUGAGGCAACAGGAGGAAGACCGGGUUGCCAAAUGUAAAUAUUUGAACAUAAUAAUGAUUUUUUGCAGGAUAUCAAUUUGUAUAUUAGUCUAUAACAUGAUGUAUCAGUAUUUAGAUGAUCGCCAUGUUAUAUUAGACAUCACUGCUAGACUUUGAUUUAUCACAAUCAGUCAUUAAUUAUUGUGUGACAUUUUGAUGACCGCAUUCUGAAGUCGAUUUGGCUACGCUUUGUUUAAAACCUUGGGUGGUCGGGCCGCACACUUGCUUUUCACUUAGCUGGCUGGGGUUUGAUACGCCUUGGUGGACACUAGUGUUGACAGAAAAGACCUGUUAAUUCUAUAAAAUCUUGUAUACUUCAGACUUCAUUGCACAAGUGCUGCACUGGUCACUUUGUCUGAUAAAGGUGAAAAAGUAUAGUCACCGAAACGUCACACUUAAAACCAAGUACGGGUUGUGAUAUACCGAAGUAUACUUACAUACAUAUUUAUAACCUGAAGAAAAUGUUCCAUAGUACUGAUGUUAUUUCAUUCUAACAUAUCCUUUGUAUAAAAUAUGUAAAUGGGAUGGUUGAUGGAUAUGGGUAUUUCAGCUGCAUAGUCCAAUAGCUAGCUUUUGUGGCUGUGCGGUUGAGUGUCGUGUCUGUGUAUGUAAGUUUAGCAAUGUCGAGUGUGGUCAGCUCUUGGACCGCUCUGUUGUUUUCUCAGUGCACGUUACAUAUGUGACUGAUUUUAAUUCAGCAGAAACAAAACAGCUACAGUAAUUUCAAUAAAAUUUUGCUGCAAGUUUGCUUUGCCAAAAACAAACCAAAUUAAGGAAUUCUUUGGUUUCAAGCAUGAAUCAGGUUGAGGGACUCGCAAGUAUGGAAUGCUUUGACUUCUGUACCAUAUGAGGAACAAAACAGGUUCAAUUUUGCCUCGCCAUAUAUAUAUAAACUGUACAUGUAGUGUCCCCUCCCUGUACACUGAUGAGGAAAUGGAGAACUUCUGAAAUUACAUGAAAUUUAUUUAUUACAUUUUUACCAGUGAAAUAUCAAAAAUUAUUCAUUCUAUAAAAGUGAUAUUUUUCAUCACAUUUUUCACUAGUGGAAAAUAUCACUU